Messenger RNA from Nicotiana attenuata, 2771 nucleotides. RefSeq names its product indole-3-acetic acid-amido synthetase GH3.6-like. Bases 384 to 2234 code for a protein of 616 amino acids. NCBI's taxonomy places the organism in Eukaryota, Viridiplantae, Streptophyta, Magnoliopsida, Solanales, Solanaceae. The transcript is spliced from 3 exons. The record is from RefSeq and is a predicted model, not a curated record. Gene Ontology annotation, cellular component: cytoplasm. Gene Ontology annotation, molecular function: indole-3-acetic acid amido synthetase activity.
CUUUAAUAGAUCAAGUAGCUCAAAAAUCCAGACUAGAUCUGGAUCAGAAGUAACAGCACAAUGUCACCAAGAAUUACUUACCUUAUACACAAUAAUAUCACCACUUGCAUCUAAAUCAGUGCACAUUAUAAGUUGAGUGUUUUGAAGGUCUACGAGUAAAUACUGAGUUCAGUUGAACCCAUAGUCAAUACACUCCAUCCGUCUCAGCUUUAACUCGCCCAAAACGUCCUAUGUAUAAAGAAAAUUCUACCUUAGUCUACCCCACCAAACACAAGUAAUACACACUUUAUUCACCUUAUAACAAAUCUUGACUCAUCCUUCCCACAGUCUCUGUGUGGACUCUCUCAUACACACAACCUAAGGUGAAAUAGUUGCAGGUCUCAAUGGAAAGAACCAUGUCUGAGGCACCAAACAGCCCAAAGAAAGCCACUGAUUGUAGUAUCGCAGAGGACAACAAGAAGGCUCUUCGGUUCAUUGAAGAGGUCACAACCAACGUUGACGAGGUCCAAAAGAGAGUUCUUGCUGAAAUCCUCUCGAGGAAUGCCAAUGUUGAGUACUUGCAGCGUCAUAAUCUCAAUGGUCACACUGAUAGAGAGACAUUCAAGAAAGUCAUACCUGUCAUCACCUACGAAGAUAUUCAGCAAGAUAUCAACCGUAUAGCAAAUGGUGAUAAAUCUCCAAUCUUCAGCUCCCAACCCAUCUCUGAAUUCUUGACAAGUUCUGGGACGUCUGGAGGGGAGAGAAAACUGAUGCCAACAAUUCAGGAAGAGCUCGGGAGGAGAUUACAGCUUCACGGCUUGAUGAUGUCUGUGAUAAGUCAAUUUGUUCCAGAUUUGGAAAAGGGCAAAGGAAUGUAUUUCUUGUCCAUAAAGUCUGAAGCCAAGACUCCAGGAGGAUUACCAGCUCGCCCUGUUUUAACAAGUAUUUACAAGAGUCCUUAUUUCAGCAACAGGCGUCUUAGCCCCUACGCAAACUACACUAGUCCAGCUGAAACCAUUCUCUGUCCAGACACUUACCAAAGCAUGUAUUCCCAAAUGCUUUGUGGCCUCUGCCAAAACAAAGAAGUCCUCCGGCUCGGCUCGUACUUUGCUUCUGGCUUCAUCCGUGCCAUCCGGUUCCUAGAGAAGCACUGGUCUCUACUUUGCAACGAUAUCCGAAUGGGAACCAUUAACACCCAAAUUACAGAUCUGUCAGUGAGAGAGGCAGUGAUGAAAAUCCUCAAACCUGACCCAGAGUUGGCUGAUUUUAUUGAGGCUGAAUGCAGUAAAGAAUCAUGGAAAGGGAUCACUACUAGGUUGUGGCCUAAUACCAAGUAUGUGGAUGUUAUUGUAACCGGAAGCAUGUCGCAGUAUAUACCAACCCUUGAUUAUUACAGCAAUGGCCUCCCUCCUGUCUCUACCAUGUAUGCUUCCUCCGAAUGCCCAUUUGGAAUCAACUUGAACCCCUUUUGUAAGCCCAGUGAAGUCUCUUACACACUCAUUCCAACCAUGGGCUAUUUUGAGUUCUCACCAAUUCACAGAAGCAAUGAAGUCCCCAAUUCUAUCUCCAUGUCCGAGUCGCCUAAUGAGAAAGAACAGCAACAAUUGGUCGAUUUGGUUGAUGUCAAGAUUGGCCAGGAGUACGAGCUUGUUGUUACCACAUAUUCUGGACUCUACAGAUACAGGGUGGGUGAUGUGCUUCGGGUUGCUGGAUACAAGAACAAUACACCUCAGUUCACCUUCGUUUGUCGGGAAAAUGUAAUCUUGAGCAUUGAUUCCGACAAGACUGAUGAAGUUGAUCUACAAAAUGCAGUGGAAAAUGCAGUGUGCAAUCUGAUGCCAUUCGAUGCACAUGUAACCGAGUACACCAGCUACGCUGAUACUGCAACCAUUCCUGGCCACUACGUCCUAUUCUGGGAGCUCAGUAUGAAUGUCCCUACACCAAUUCCUCCUUCAGUCUUUGAAGAUUGUUGCCUCACAAUUGAAGAAUCUUUAGACAGCGUCUACCGCCAGGGGCGUGCAUCUGACAAAUCCAUCGGGCCUCUGGAAAUCAGGAUAGUGGAAAUUGGGACUUUCAACAAGCUCAUGGACUACUGCGUUAGCUUAGGCGCUUCCAUAGACCAAUACAAGACACCUCGGUGCGUGAAAUUUGCACCCCUUGUUGAGCUAUUGAAUUCGAGGGUCGUGUCCAGCCACUUCAGUCAAACAUGUCCAAAUUGGGUUCCUGGCCACAGGCAAUGGAACAACAUGAAUUGAAUGGCUAGCUUCAAUUCCUUCUAGUGGUAGCUUCAUUCCCAAUGCAGAAAAGAACAACUAUCUUUGUGGAUUAUUUUAGCAAAAUAAUAAAAUCAUCCUAGCUAAGUUAACUCCUCCCCCAUUAUCCCCGUGAGCAGGCAGCGUCUCACCAAGAAAGUUUCUUGAAGAGGCGUGCUGGUUCCUAUCGAUACAUGUUCUUUAUUUACAGAUUCUGUAUAAAGUAGAUUGAUCUACUAAUUCUGCCAUGUGGCCCUGUGGAAUAAAAGGGAGAGAUAGAUAACAGACUGUUGACCAACUGAAAAGAAUUUACACCAUUAACAAAAAUUAUUUCAAAUGAGUACAAAUGGGAAAUAAACUAGUAAAUGUACUAUGAAUUUAUAUUCAUGGACGCUCUAUUAAGACCUUUCAUAUGGCAAGCUGAAAACAAAAAUACACUUCACUUAUUCGGCUUUAGCAAAACUAGAGAUUCAUAAGCUCUUCAACUGUAGGACGAUACAUGAAGCAAAAAAAAAAAAAAAAAAAAAAAAAAAAAAAAAA